AUGGCGCCCCGUGGAAAGAUCCGUUUGAAGCUGACGCGAACCGCCAAAUCAGAGAGCACGCCAAAGUCAUUCGCAGACCUCGAAGAUGAACCUAUGCCCGAUGCCGGAACCAGUCCCCUGGACUCCAAGCGACAGCAGGUGCCCGACCCGGAUGAUGAGAAGGACGAGGAUCACCAGCCAAAGGAAGAGUCCGGAGAUGAAGAUGAUGCCGCCGACGCGGCUGAAAAGGACGACGAAUCCGUCAAGGAACCUACGCCCCCUCCUCAACUCAUGGUCCGUCGCAAGAGGCUUGGUCGUCCUCCUAAGAACAGACCUCCAGAUUGGGACAACAUGAUUUCUGUCCCCGCCGACGAAGCCAACACCCCGCGACGCCGAGGAAGAGGUGGAUGGCGAGGCAGGGGUGGUCGUAAAGGAGGUCCUGCUGCACCCAAAGCCGAGCAAGUUAUCGACCAGGAGGGAACUGUUGCCGAGAUCGCAAACGAUGAGUGCGUCUUGCCCGAAGAUCCAGAGGGUGAGACCAAGGUGGACAAGUUGGGCAACCUCCAAGGCGGACGUGACUAUCGAUGCCGAACUUUCACGGUUACCGGUCGUGGGGACAGGCUUUACAUGCUUUCUACAGAACCAGCUCGAUGCAUUAUUGUGGAUGACGAUGAGAAGCGGGACAUGAUUGAGCGAGAUAUCAUCCCUCACUCGUACAAGGGUCGUUCCAUAGGAAUCGUGACAGCGCGAUCGGUCUUUCGCGAGUUUGGUGCUCGCAUCAUCGUGGGUGGAAAGCGCAUCAUCGACGACUACAACGUUGCCCAGGCUCGCGCCGAUGGCGUCGUUGAGGGCCAGCUUGCGGACCCAGAUGAUCAUUUCGUCGAAGGAGAGCCGUACAACAAGAACCAGUACGUUGCGUGGCACGGAGCCAGUGCCGUGUACCACACGAAUGUACCAUCAGUGCCUGUUCCCAAUGGCAAGAUCGAGUCAAAGAAACGCAAGGUAAAUGUCAACGACAUGAAUUGGAUGCUGGAACAUGCCCGUGAAGCCAGCACAUUCAAUGCCGGCAUCAAUGCCAUCAGAAAGCUCAACAAUGCCGGUGUAUACGACAUUCACACGAAUGUGAUGCAGUACCCAACAACAAUGCAGCCGACACGGGCACGCAUUGAGCAAGUCGCCCCAGAGGAUGAGCAGGCCGCCGCAGACAGCGCCAUCUUCCCCCCCCUCCCUACAAAGAUGGCGCGCAACUUCUUCGUUGCAGACACAUACUUUGAGACAUCAUCGGCGGGCGUCAUUUCGGCGUCUGCAGUGGGCGGUACCGCAGGUUCACCAGACUUCCUUGCUUCUUUCCAGGGAUUAAGUGCUGUAUCAGAUGAGAUCAAAGACCUGUUACCCCCGGAUUGCCGUGCGGCUUUCGAUGGCGCCGUGGCAAAGGAAGCAUCGUAUCGGUCAAAAUGGGGCCCUGAGAGCGAAACAAUGUCGCGCCGUCAGCCCAUUAUCGACAAGGCAAUUGUGCCCUACAGCAUGAGUUGA
Molecule: messenger RNA, 1512 nt
Organism: Fusarium fujikuroi IMI 58289
Lineage: Eukaryota; Fungi; Ascomycota; Sordariomycetes; Hypocreales; Nectriaceae
Product: related to nuclear localization protein NPL6
Exons: 3
Coding region: 1-1512 (503 amino acids)
Cellular component (GO): nucleus
Molecular function (GO): chromatin DNA binding
Source: RefSeq, a predicted model, not a curated record